Molecule: messenger RNA, 1022 nt
Organism: Opisthorchis viverrini
Lineage: Eukaryota; Metazoa; Platyhelminthes; Trematoda; Opisthorchiida; Opisthorchiidae
Exons: 8
Cellular component (GO): Cdc73/Paf1 complex
Molecular function (GO): protein binding
Source: RefSeq, a predicted model, not a curated record
GAAGAGCCGACAACUGUUCCGCCAUAUGGUUCGCCUGAACAGCACCUUACAUUUUCUGUGAAUCAGAAAUACGAGAAAGCCCACGAUGAUGGGAUUUGGUGUUGUGCCUGGGGUAAAAAUGAGGCCAGUGACAUACAAUACAUCAUGACUGGAUCUUUGGACAAUGGACUGAAACUGUGGAAAUGGGUGGAUGAUCGUCUUGAACUUAUUGGCCCUCUAGAAGGUCAUCGUCUUGGCGUUAUUUCUUUGGACAUCGAUUCAACGGGGAAAAUGGCGGUAUCCAGUAGUUUAGACAGUCAGAUCCUCAUAUGGGAUCUGGAGAACCGACGUUUGCUGAAAACCUAUGAAGGUGAUCCAGCUGACACUUGGACCGUUGCCCUUUCCCCAGAUUCACGCUUUAUCGCCACCGGAAGCCACGCGGGUUGUGUAAAUAUGAUUGGGGUGGAUUCGGGCAACAAAGAAAGUGUUAUUCAACUGGAUGGCAAAUUUGUGUACAGCCUCGCCUACAGCCCGGAUGGCACCAAAUUGGCAGCAGGAGCGAUCAACGGAAUUGUUAGCAUUUGCGAUCUCCAGACCGGCACAAUCCGCCCACUUGAUGGUCACGCAAUGCCUGUCCGUUCCCUAGCGUUCUCUCCUGAUGGACGGUUACUUGCUUCCACAUCAGAUGACAAGCAGAUCAAGGUGUUUGACGUACAUGACGGUCGAACCAUCAUUUCCAGUCUGAAUGGUCACAAAGGUUGGGUCGUGUCAGUUCAUUUUUCCUCCGAUAUGAGACAUUUGGCCACAGCCUCCACAGACCGUUCUGUUCGUAUAUGGGACUUAAACGCCAAGGCUGAGAAGCACUCCUUCACCGAACAUGAGGAUCAAGUUUGGUGUACUCGGUACAGCCCUUGCGGAAAGAAGCUGAUGUCUGUUGGAGACGAUCGAUCCAUUUUUAUAUACAACUGUGUGUCAUAGGCAGAUGCUUAUAUCUACUCAGCUAUUUAAAAUACACCUUUUGCACAUAAAUGCUUUGUUGUCAC